UGUUUUAUCCUCCUUCCAUGCAUAACAAUCGAACUUAAAAUUUGUUUCGUUUUGUUAUUUUUUCCCCCGCAAGUCUCAACUGCAUCGGUUGUUUUCCGACUGUUCUUCUCCAUGUCCUAUUUUUUUUAUAUAACAAACUCUUGGUAGGAUUCCAAAAGCCUCAUUCCAUCAUCCGAAGGGGGUGAAGAGAAGAAGAAGUAUUGAUUUCUCAUACAUGAUGAAUUCAGCCAAUGCUAAUAGCUUCCGGCGACGGCAUGAGGCCGGCAACGAGUUCGUGCCGCCGGCCGACGUCCAAAUUGUCACCUCCGGCGGCCGGAGCAUCCCGGCCCAUUCCGCCAUUCUGGCUUCGGCUUCGCCGGUGCUGGAAAAGAUGCUGUACCGAUGCCGGAUAAGCUGGAAUUCGCAAAGAAUAAUCCGCAUCUUGGGUGUCCCCUGCGAUGCGGUGCUCGCCUUGGUCCAGUUCUUCUACUCCUCCAGGGAGGGGGAGGAGGCGAUGGAGAAAUAUGGCAUGCAUCUGCUGGUGCUGUCUCAUGCGUACCAGGUGAAACGGCUGAAGAGAUGGUGCGAGGAGGGGGUGGCGGCGAGGCUGCGAGCGGAGGUGGUGGUGGAUGUGCUGAAACUGGCCAAGCUUUGCGACGCGCCGUGGUUGUACCAGCGGUGCAUGAGGCUGGUGGCCAAGGAUUUUGCCGCGGUGACGCAGUCGGAGGGAUGGCGCUUCAUCCAGAAGCAUGAUCCAUUGCUCGAGCUGGAGAUCCUGCAGUUCCUCCAAGAUGCAGACCAGAGGAAGAAGAGAUGGAUGAGAGAAAAGAGAGAUCAAGAAAUGUACCAACUACUGAGUGAGGCAGUGGAGUGCCUCCAACACAUCUGCAGUGAUGGUUGCACAGUUGUGGGGCCCCAUGAUGGCAAGCCUCCAAGUAGGAGCAAGGGCCCUUGCAAAUUUCACACGUGUGGAGGGCUACAGUUCCUCAUUUGCCACUUUGCCACGUGCAGCAGGAAACUGUCCCCUGGAGGUUGCACCCACUGUAAGCGCAUGUGGCAGCUCCUUCAGCUCCACUCCUCCAUCUGUGACCAAUCCAACUCUUGCAAGGUUCCCCUAUGCAAGUGAGUGGAACUCCAUAUGCCAUCUUUUACCCCUCUUUUAUGUUGGUAGUGUUUCACUCAAAGUUUAUUAGCUGAUAUUUCUAUUAAUUUAAUGCAGGCAAUUUAGAUUAAAGAUGCAAAUGGAUGGCAAAGUAGAUGUGGCAUGGAGGCUUCUGGAGAAGAAGGUGAUUACUGCUAGAGUGAUGUCUACUUUGGCCAGCAGAAGGAGACCAGAAGAAGUCCAAAAGACAUGGUUAAGAUACAGAGGCACAAAGUGACUUCCCAUCAUUCAGAUUUUUGUUUAUUUUCCUUUUUUUUUCAUUCUUUAGAACAAAACAAUGUUUGUUCUAUACUGAAUCUUGGUUCUUUUGUACUCUCAUUGCAUUUAUUUUUUCUAUAUUCUCUGUUGUGGGAUUUUGGCUCAUACUUUAUGAAACUUAUUGAAGUCUGAUGCAGAUGACUUGAUUAAUUAAGCUCAACUUGCUGACAGAUGUGUUGUAUAUUUUUUAGUGGG
Molecule: messenger RNA, 1594 nt
Organism: Phoenix dactylifera (date palm)
Lineage: Eukaryota; Viridiplantae; Streptophyta; Magnoliopsida; Arecales; Arecaceae
Source: RefSeq, a predicted model, not a curated record